UGGAAGCUUAGCUAGUUACUUAGAGUUGGGUUACAGCUGAAACGCCAUUCUUUUCUGGAACCAUACAACCAAAGUAUGAUGAGGAAUGAAGAUCAAGACCAUAUUCCACUAAGUGUUGAGGAUGCUGGAAGAUCCACACCACAACUCAUUUUAAGUUGGAGGAGCUGUUUGGAAAUGAUAGCAAAAGUUCCGAUGCCGGUAUGGAAUCGGAUAUCUAUAAUUUCAUCUGUGAUUGGAGUCUCAGCAGAUCCUUUGUUCUUUUAUGUUCCAUUCCUUGAUGAAGAAAACAAGUGCAUUGGAGUUGACAAGAAGUUGAGGAUUGCAGUCCUUAUUUUGAGAUCACUUACAGAUAGCACUACUCUGGUGUACAUUAUGCACCACAUUCGCAAAACUCUUUUCAAACAUGUUGGAUCUGAAUCCACAGGAUGGAAUUGGAAUAAAGCUAAGAAGUUCUUUCUGAAGUUCUUGUUUCAGAUUCUCAUCGUUCUUCCCAUUCCACAGGUGCUAGUCCUGGUUCUUUUCUUCAGAAUGAGAGGCGAUAAAUAUUUUGAGGAUAGAAUGAUGAUGAAUAUCUUCCUUCUUGUCCAAUAUGUUCCAAGGAUGUAUCAGAUUUAUCUAUUAUCUAAGCAACUUACAAAGCACGUCGGAAUAUUGAUCAAGGGUGUCUUCUAUUUGUUUAUGUACAUCCUUGCUAGCCAUAUACUCGGAGCCUUCUUCUACUUUCUUUCCAUUCAACGAGUAACAACGUGCUGGCACCAGACAUGUAGAAUCACUGGAGGAUGUAGAACUACUUAUCAUUGUGGCGAUCACACUAGUACUUCUGUUAAUAUCACAUUGCUUACAGAAUUAUGCCCCAUAAGUCCCUCAAACGCUACUAUGUUCGACUUUGGAAUAUUUGGUAAUGGCCUUCAGUCUGGUAACCUGGGACUGAUAGAUUUUUCAGAAAAAGUAUUCUACUUUGUCUGGUGGGGGCUGCGAAAUCUAAGUAACUUUGGCACAAAUCUGGAAACAAGCUCCUAUUUGUGGGAAAAUUGCUUGGCAAUUCUUAUUUCUGUUAUGGGUUUGCUAUUGUUUUUAUAUCUUAUUGGGAAUGUGCAGCAAUGUAUGCAGUGGGAGGCGGAAAAGGAUGAGGUGCUUAAGAGACUGAAAAAAUCAAAGGAAAAUAUAGAAUUCUGGAUGGACGACAGAGGUGUCGAUGAUGAGAAGUUAAGGAAAGAAAUCAUGGCAGACAUAGAUAAUAUACCGGAAGAAAAAAAAGGUGCUGAUCUCGACGAUCUAUUCUCAAUUCUAUCCGAGGAGACAAGUAAAUCUUUGAAGUAUUUGCUGUGUAUGAAAAUGCUAAAGAAUGUACCAAAGCUUAAAGAUAUGACUGACUUUGUGUUGAGGAGCAUCUGCAGCUAUCUAGAGCCAGUGUUAUACAAAGAUGGUACCUUUUUUGUAAAAGUGGGAGAACCACUUGAUCGUUUGAUUCUUGUUACAGAUGGCAAUAUGUUGGUCUAUACAUCAAAUAGUAUCCACAGGUGUGUGGAGGACGGUGGUGUUUAUGGAGAUGAACAACUUCUGAGUUGGGCAUCAUCCAACUCCAACAUGUUUGUCUCUUUAACAAACAUACCUAUCUCAAAAGAAAAUGUGAAAUGUAUCACAAAAGUAAAAGGCUUUGUGAUCAGGGCUGAGGACUUGGGAAACAUGUCUAUGUACAAACACACUAGGAAUUCUACCGAAUCUAACCUUGGGAAGGAGAUAGCAUUUUCUAGCACAUCAACAGAAACCUCUCCUUUCAGCAAUCAACCAACAUCGACUGUUCCUACACUAGAUGUCGAUCCCACCAGCUUCAAAGGAUUGUAG
Molecule: messenger RNA, 1845 nt
Organism: Fragaria vesca subsp. vesca
Lineage: Eukaryota; Viridiplantae; Streptophyta; Magnoliopsida; Rosales; Rosaceae
Product: cyclic nucleotide-gated ion channel 1-like
Exons: 7
Coding region: 76-1845 (589 amino acids)
Source: RefSeq, a predicted model, not a curated record